UAAUAGCAAACAUCGUAUGAGUGCUUCUGAAUCUUUAACCUGAAGCAUGAAAUACGCAAUCAUAUUAUGCGUGAUUGCAGCAUCUUUUGCUGCCGUUCAAGGAGACCAGUGCAUAAAUGUUGGUACCCUUUCCAAUGGUGAAGUGGGUUGUACAGACGGUAACUCAGUGGGGACAAGUUGUUCCUUCACAUGUAAUACGUUAGGGGGUUACAGUCUUACUUCUGGAAAUGCGACCUCCAGCGUCUGUCUUGAAGACCGGAACUGGGACAUGGAAAAGCCAUGCUGCGCUCGAACUUGUCCUCCAAUUGCUCUCCUUGAUAUGGUAAUCCUCAUUGAUUCUUCGUCGUCCGUUGGAAGCGAAAAUUGGAACAUUAUGAAAAAUUUUGUUAGAACCAUUAUCAACUCCUUCCAGCGGUCAGCCACUUCCACACAAAUAUCUGUGCUGCGUUAUAACCGAGUGGUAGAUACAUCAACUCAGAUACUGUUGAACGAAUACUUGACAGAUCAAAGUGGUUUCUUAGCAGCAUACGACAGGAUUCCAUACAACGGAGGCGGAACACUUACUGGUAAUGCAUUACGCUACGUCAAUGACGUUAUCCUUACCGGGGCAAAUGGAGAUAGACCAGGUGUACGAGAUGUUCUGAUAACUUUGACUGACGGUCGGGCUCACGACAAUGUCUUGGCUCCUUCGCGCAUGCUGCGAGCAAAGGGUGUGGAGACCUAUGUCGUCGGAAUCCAAUCACGUUUGGGAGCAUUGAGAGAGUCCCAGCUUUUAGAAAUCUCGGGUUCGCGAGAUAGAAUGUUUAUUCUUACUGCUGGCUUCGCUUCACUUUCAAGAUCAUUUGCCAACAUGUUAAUGAUGCAAGCGUGUGGAAAUUUCACCACAGAAUACUACAGACAAGUGGACUGUCCAAUUACGUGCGAGCCAAGGGUUUUGCAGCCUGCCAACGGUGCAGUGAGCUGCACUGAUCGCAACUCGGCCGGAAGCGUCUGCGUCUACACUUGCGACAGCGGGUAUCAAGUACAAGGAGAGCCAAGAAUUUCUUGCAACGAGGUGUCAGGCUCGGGAGAGUGGAGCGCUGAGCCACCGACAUGCGAGGUGAGCACAUGUGAACCGCCGUUAUCUACGCCUCGUAAUGGUCAAAUGAAUUGUACUGACGGCAAUGCAGUUGGUUCAACUUGCACGUUUACUUGCGACGACGAAUAUCUGUUGACUGGUUCACCAAUCUCCCGAUGUGUUUCUCAACCAAAUGGCGACCCAGCAUUUACUCAUCCUGAACCCGUGUGCGAACGAAUACAAUGUAGUGACCCACCACCAGCACCUGUAAAUGGACAAAUGGAAUGCAGUCACGGAAACAACAUUGGAUCCCAAUGCACAUACACUUGCAGCUCAGAUUAUGCUGUAGUUGGUGAUUCAGUUACAACAUGCAGAGACAUGGGCAAUGGAGAAUAUCGGUUCGAUAACCCUGCUCCAGUUUGUCAAAUGAUUACAUGUCAACCACCCUACAUUUCAAUACAAAGUGGAGAAGUCAGUUGCACACGUUCUAAUGAAAUUACCAGCCGCUGUUCAUUUACCUGUAACCAAGGAUAUGAGUUAGUAGGAGAAGCAAUAUUAACUUGUGAGGAUGAUUCCGAUGGUGAUCCUAAUGGCCAAUGGAGUUCUGAUGCACCAUUCUGCAGAAUAAUCCAAUGUGAUGACCCACAACCACCACCUGCAAAUGGAGCAAUAAAUUGCACUGAUGGAACUAACAUUGGAUCUAAAUGCACAUACACUUGUAGCUCGGAUUAUGCUGUAGUGGGACCGCCAGUAACCACAUGCAGAAAUAUGGGUGAUGGCUAUCGGUUUGAUAACCCUGCUCCAGUUUGUGAAUUAAAGACCUGUCAACCAACUUACGAAACAUUGGAAAACGGAGAAGUUGAUUGCACAAACGCCAAUAUAAUUCACAGCCAGUGCACAUUCAGCUGUGGCCCAGAUUAUGACCUAAUUGGAGAAGCAGUUUUAACUUGUAAUGAUGAUUCUGAUGGUGAUCCUAAUGGACAAUGGAGUUCUGAUGGACCAUCUUGUAGAAGAAAACAGUGUGGUCCCCCACCACCAUCACCUGACAAUGGACAAAUGCAAUGCAGUGAUGGAAUUAACCUUGGUUCCCAAUGCACAUAUACGUGUAAUCCAGAUUAUGCUGUAGUUGGAGAUUCAGUCUCAACAUGCACAGACAUGGGCAAUGGAACCUAUCGGUUUGAUAACCCUGCUCCAGUUUGUCAAAUAAAGACCUGUCAGCCACCUUAUGAUAUUGUAACACCGAGCAACGGAAAUGUCACUUGCACGAAUUCCAAUGUGAUUCACAGCCAGUGCACAUUCACUUGUCGCAGAGGAUUUGAAUUAGUUGGAGAAGCAGUUUUAACUUGUAAUGAUGAUUCUGAUGGUGAUCCUUACGGACAAUGGAGUUCUGAUGCACCAACUUGCACGAGAGCACAAUGCAGUCCCCCGCAACCACCACCUGCAAAUGGAGCAAUAAAUUGUAGUCGUGGAAAUAACAUUGGAUCCCAAUGCACAUACACUUGUGGGCCAGAUUUUGCUGUAAUUGGACCUUCAGUAACCACAUGCAGAGACAUGGGCAAUGGAGAUUACCGGUUCGAUAACCCUGCUCCAGUUUGUCAAUUGAUUACUUGUCAACCUCCUUUUAAUACCUUGGCAAAUGGAGGUGUUAAUUGCACAGAAUCCAAUAUAGUUAACAGCGAGUGCACAUUUUAUUGUGAGUCAGGAUUUGAAUUAGUUGGAGCAGAAGUUUUAACUUGUAAUGAUGAUUCUAAUGGUGAUGCUAACGGCCAAUGGAGUGAUACAGAACCAUUCUGUAGAAGAUUGCAAUGUACGUUACCCCCUGAUCCAAUGAAUGGUUUCAAGGUCUGUAGUGGCGGCCAAUUCUUGGGAGCACGUUGUGAGUUUGGUUGCAAUCCAGGAUAUUCAUUGGUUGGAGCACAAUCUGCAGAUUGUUCAGAAACACAAGAUCGGUCACUUUCUUUUGAUAAUCCACCACCAACUUGUGAACUAAAGACUUGUCAACCACCUUACGAUUCAUUACAAAAUGGACAAGUCAGUUGCACAAAUAACAAUGCAAUCAACAGUCGCUGUUCAUUCACUUGCAGCCCAGAAUAUGAGUUAGUAGGAGAAGCAAUUUUGACUUGUGAGGAUGAUUCUGAUGAUGAUCUUAACGGACAAUGGAGUUCUGAUGCACCAUUUUGCAGAAGAAAACAGUGUGGUCCCCCACCACCAUCACCUGACAAUGGACAAAUGCAAUGCAGUGAUGGAAUUAACCUUGGUUCCCAAUGCACGUAUACAUGUAAUCCAGAUUAUGCUGUAGUUGGAGAUUCAGUCUCAACAUGCACAGACAUGGGCAAUGGAAACUAUCGGUUUGAUAACCCUGCUCCAGUUUGUCAAAUAAAGACCUGUCAGCCACCUUAUGAUAUUGUAACACCGAGCAACGAAAAUGUCACUUGCACGAAUUCCAAUGUGAUUCACAGCCAGUGCACAUUCACUUGUCACAGAGGAUUUGAAUUAGUUGGAGAAGCAGUUUUAACUUGUAAUGAUGAUUCUGAUAGUGAUCCUUACGGACAAUGGAGUUCUGAUGCACCAACUUGCACAAGAAGACAAUGCAGUCCUCCACCACCACCACCUGCAAAUGGAGCAAUAAAUUGCAGUCGUGGAAAUAACAUUGGAUCCCAAUGCACAUACACUUGUGGGCCAGAUUUUGCUGUAAUUGGACCUUCAGUUACAACUUGCAGAGACAUGGGGGAUGGAAAUUACCAGUUCGAUAACCCUGCUCCAGUUUGUCAAUUGAUUACUUGUCAACCUCCUUUUAAUACUUUGGCAAAUGGAGGUGUUAAUUGCACAGAAUCCAAUAUAGUUAACAGCGAGUGCACAUUUUAUUGUGAGUCAGGAUUUGAAUUAGUUGGAGCAGAAGUUUUAACUUGUAAUGAUGAUUCUAAUGGUGAUGCUAACGGCCAAUGGAGUGAUACAGAACCAUUCUGUAGAAAUACAGAAAUAAUUUUCCAAGAUGAACCAUGUUUUGCUUUGGGCGGUGUUCCAAAUGGAGAGUUUACUUGCUCUGAUGGCAGCAAUGCGAAUUCAGUUUGCACAUUGGAGUGUGAUAGACCAGAUGGAUAUUUUGUCUACCCACCCGGAAAUAGACAACUGACUUGUCUACCAAAUGGAACUUGGGAUAUACCAACACCUUGCUGUGGACGACAAUGUCUCAUGCACUCUGUGUUUGAUAUCAUCUUUAUAAUGGAUUCUUCAACUUCUAUUGGAUUACAAAACUGGGUUUUAAUGAAGUCAUUCGUGACAGAUAUGAUAAGCGCCUUUGAUGUUUCUGCUGAUGGCACAAGGGUUGCAGUGUUCAGAUACAACAGGGGAGUGGAUAGACGCUCACAAAUUCUAUUUAACCGAUUUAUAAAUGAUAAGAGUGGUUUGAUAACAGCGGUUGAAAAUAUUCCCUACAAUGGAUCGGGCACUUGGAUAGGCAGAGCACUUCAAUAUGCCCAGGAUCAUGUUUUAAGAUACAGAAAUGGCAACCGCUUAGUUCGUGAUGUUAUUAUUACCAUAACCGAUGGGAGAUCCUAUGACAGCGUGAUGCCUGUGUCUGAUCAAUUAAGAAGCCAAGGAGCCUUGACCUAUGCCCUUGGUAUAACACCAGGAAAUGGACUUGGGCCAAGCUACAGCCUUCUUCUUGAGAUAGCUGGGUCAAUGGACAGGGUUGUGUUCAGUACCCCUGCAUUACUUGGUAUUUCUGAUAUAUUUAAGCAGAAGUUGACAAACGACCUAUGUGGACAUCCAUGUGCUUCCCAAUGCCCCCGACUUCUUCCACCUACUAAUGGAUUAAUAUCCUGUACAAAUAGUAAUGUGGAAGAUAGUGUAUGCUCAUUCACUUGCAGACCUGGUUUUGUAUUGUCUGGUGAACCACAAACAAGGUGUGUUGAUGGUCCCAACUCAAGUAACGAUGGAGUGUGGACUUCUCCUGCACCAAUGUGUUUAGCACAAUGUCGAAAUUAUGGAGUAAUCGACUUAGUUGUUGUGUUGGAUUCGUCUAGAUCAAUAGGACUUAAAAGUUGGACAGACAUGAAGGCCUUUGUUCGUAGUUUGAUCGGGUCAUUUGUGAUCGGUCCAAAUGCAAUGAGAGUGUCUGCUUUCCGGUAUAACAGACGUGUGGACACCGACACACAGAUCUUACUUAAUUCCUACUCUGAUAAUUCCUUCUUCGCUGCUUAUGAUGCUAUUCCAUAUAAUGGAGCAGGAACCCGCACUGCCCUUGCUCUUCAACACGUACGUGAUGUCAUACUGACUCGCGCAAACGGAGAAUGGCCUGCCGCAAGAAACGUUGUUUUGACAGUGACUGAUGGUCGUUCAGUGUCGAGUAUUGUUCCUAUUUCUGAACAACUUAGAGCAAAUGGUGUUUUAACGUAUGCCCUUGGUGUACCACCUAUAAUCGGAAACGGAAUGAACACAGUGAAUCUACUCGCUUUGGCGGGUAGCCCAUCUCGAAGAUUCUUGGCAAAUAACGGAAACUACGGAGGGCUGUAUGAGCAGUUCGUCAACUCCUUGGUUCAAGAAACCUGUUCCCCUCCACUGCUCCCGAUUGAAUAAUUCUUGAAUUAUUUAACCAUAUAUUCAACCAAUAUAUCUUCAUUUCAAUAUCAUGUUUCAUCUGAUUAAGUUCUCUUACAUGAGAGACAUUUUCAAACUGUUUAUUUCUUCAGGUUCAGUUAUAAGAUUAAUGUUAACAGCCCGCCUGUUUCUUACAGUUUCCCAUUUCCGCAUACUAGCAACUUAAACCUAAAAUUCAAUAUUUUUUUAAUAACAAUUUAUUUUAACUGAACGAAUCACAAGGUAAAUAUCGGCGAAGCGAAAUAUGUACAUGACUAUUCACACGAUUUAAAAGCAUGUUACUGAACUGUGUCAUAAUGUCAUCACCCACAAAGGUCUUCAUCAAGUUUCCCAAUAAACUUGUCAAACACACCA
Ciona intestinalis (vase tunicate) is the source of this 6010-nucleotide messenger RNA. The record is from RefSeq and is a predicted model, not a curated record. Lineage: Eukaryota; Metazoa; Chordata; Ascidiacea; Phlebobranchia; Cionidae.